Molecule: messenger RNA, 1122 nt
Organism: Aspergillus nidulans FGSC A4
Lineage: Eukaryota; Fungi; Ascomycota; Eurotiomycetes; Eurotiales; Aspergillaceae
Exons: 4
Coding region: 1-1122 (373 amino acids)
Biological process (GO): reciprocal meiotic recombination
Source: RefSeq, a predicted model, not a curated record
AUGCAUCGAUCUACCUUCUCCCAGCAACCUCAUGAGCCCACAACGCUUGCCCGUUUCCAGCUCGCGAAAUUCUCCUACACCACCCUAUCUAUCAACCACAGAGGACCAUUGACUUGGAGCCAUGUUUUUGGCAAUGGAGAUCUAUUCGGGGUAUUCGAGAGCUAUGCGGCGCUGUCCUCUACGAGAGUACUGUUUAGGGUUGUUCAUAAUGGCUGGGAGACGCUGGUUCGACGUUUCCAAGUCAAAUUCUCCUCUGACCGUGAUUUCUAUUCUGUACUGGCUACCUUAAGCGACAUCAACUGUCCUUUUGCGGAGUCAAAUGUUAGCUCUGUGCGGCCAAUGAGCGGACCAACUUCAUCGCUCUUGAACCUUGGGCAAUUUGAUCCUGUUUCACGGUCACAGCACUGCCCUUCCACCGUAACUGAGAAUUCCACGUCAGUUAUUGGCAUGGCACUACCGUACCGAGCAGCUACCACAUCCAGCACAACUGCACACCCUUCAGAUGCAGUGUUUCCGACCUCGUUGUCAGGCUCUACGACAAUCAGUAGCACAAGCCGCCAAAUCAGCACUCUGGGUGGCAUCUCCAGGACGCCCUUCGGAUCCACAUCCUCAAGGCCCAAUGUUCAGCCCUCGAACACAGACGCCGAUCCAUUUAAAAGACCAUGUACUUCCAUAGCCAGCUCUGUUAAUGAGGUAGACAACAUACCGCCAGCUAGCCCUAGCCAAGCUACGGGUACCGCCGAGGCCUCAUCAUCACCCCCCAAAACCAAGAAAGCGGCUUCAACCAAACGCGCUGCGAAAGGGAGAAAACCCCCCAAGAAAGACCAUACCGUACUACCCUCAGCACCUCCCGAAGACCUGACUAAGAGCCCUGAUCAACAAACCACAACUACUACAGCUACGGCGAAGACAACUUCUACUCCCGUAGUCCCUUUCGAAAAUGUAGGCCUCCCAGCACCAGCAAACUUGGCCAAAUACACGUCAGAGCCCGCUGCAGACCGAACUGCGAGCCUACAAGCGUGGCUCUGUGCGCACCUUGAGGAUCCCAACUUCCUCCAGCUUUGUGAAGAUAUUGAAGGUAUUGCCGAGCGGUAUUAUCUGGGUGAGAGAAGAGAAUGGUAA